AUGCUUUUUAAGGUUGAUUUUGAAAAGGCCUAUGACUCGGUGGAUUGGGGUUAUUUGGACGCUGUUAUGGGGAAAAUGGGUUUUCCAACCCUUUGGAGGAAAUGGAUUAAGGAAUGCAUUUGUACGGCUACAGCGUCUGUUCUGGUCAAUGGGAGUCCAACUGAUAAAUUUCCCCUUGAGCGAGGUUUAAGACAAGGGGAUCCAUUAUGCCUUUUUCUCUUUCUGUUGGCUGCAGAGGACUUACACGUGUUGAUGGAGGCCAUGGUGGAUUAUAACUUGUUCACGGGGUAUAGCGUAGGUAACAUAGCCCCAGUGUCUGUUUCGCAUCUUCGGUUUGCCGAUGAUAUGCUCUUAAUGGGAACUAAAAGCUGGGUGAAUGUUCGUGCUUUACGGGUUGUUCUUGUGCUGUUUGAGACUAUGUCGGGUUUGAAGGUUAACUUACUACUUGGUUGGGCGAGGCGGCUUCAGCUUUGA
Messenger RNA from Trifolium pratense (red clover), 474 nucleotides. RefSeq names its product secreted RxLR effector protein 78-like. The record is from RefSeq and is a predicted model, not a curated record. Bases 1 to 474 code for a protein of 157 amino acids. NCBI's taxonomy places the organism in Eukaryota, Viridiplantae, Streptophyta, Magnoliopsida, Fabales, Fabaceae. The transcript has a single exon.